GGAUCAUCCCGCUCGUGUGAGUUAUAUUUUCUCCAAAUCUCCCAUAGUUCCACCUCUUGCUUUAGUUGCUUCUUGUAUUGGUCUUGGUCCUCUCUCCAUCAGAUUCGAUUCCACUACAAUCUUCCCUUUAAAAAUUCCGGAUGAACUGAGAUUUCUUGAAUUGAUUUGCUUCUGUGAGGUUUUAAGUAUUUCUGAGUGAUAAGUGAUUAUGGCAACACGGCGUAACGUGCAGUAUUCACGUCUACCUGUAGACGAUGAUGAUUAUAAUGGAAGUUCAGAUGAUCCGCGGUUUGCAUAUACUCCGAAAUCAUUCGAUAAGAUUCCAUGGAAGUCCAUUUUACUAGCGCUUUUCCUUCUCUUGCUUGGAUCGUUGCUUCUUUUUCUGGCUUUCUUUAUCUUAUCUGGUCACAUGGGAGGCGAAAAAUCUCAGGCUUAUGGUCUCUUUACACUUGGUGUCCUCGCAUUUCUUCCUGGGUUUUACGAGACCAGGAUAGCUUACUACUCAUGGAGGGGAGCACAAGGGUAUCGGUUCGCGUCUAUCCCUGGUUAUUGAGGUUGUUUGGGAGGUCUCUUCUUCAGGAUCGGUUUUGUCCUGGUUGAUUCACUAGCAUAGUGGCAUGUAACUAUCGAAUUGCAGUUCUCUCCAGACGUAGUCUUAGUAGUUUCAUAAUGGUUUCAUGAUCGAAUAUUUCAUUUUGUGUUGAGAAUGAUCCAUGCCUUUGUAUCUCUCAAUAUAAGUACGAGUGUGUACUAAAUGUCUUUGGUAUGUGUAUAUAUGAGGAUUAUGCGAUGAAUGGUAUCUGCGGUAAAACUGUACAUGAAUCUAGAGCUCAUUGAAUUGUUUCGCCAGUCAAUUAUUUUCGGGCUCAGGUUAUCAGUCA
Messenger RNA from Papaver somniferum (opium poppy), 881 nucleotides. RefSeq names its product transmembrane protein 230-like. The transcript is spliced from 3 exons. Gene Ontology annotation, cellular component: endomembrane system. NCBI's taxonomy places the organism in Eukaryota, Viridiplantae, Streptophyta, Magnoliopsida, Ranunculales, Papaveraceae. The coding region runs from base 209 to 553 and encodes 114 amino acids. The record is from RefSeq and is a predicted model, not a curated record.